CUCAAGGUCUUCCGGGCUCAUGAUUCCGUUGUUGAAUCCCACGCGUCGAGGCGGCCUUCGGGCUUCUUCAAGAAUCUGCUGCUGAGGAUGCAGCGAGAGAUCGACGGCGCCCUAUGGUGGGAUAAAUACGAGAGCGCAAAGAUGUUCUGGUCCCCUGAAUUGACGCUGAGAAGCCAGUACCUAUCCCAGAAGAGGCGCCACGACCGAUCAGUCAACCGCACGGCACCAGUGCUCUUUGGCAACCAUCUCGGAUCGCAUUCGGUGCCAGUUCCCGGAAGCUGUGCAAUUACUCCCGUCGCUGCAAACAGCCAUGGACGAUCCGUUCCAGCAAAUCGAUCUGGGCUGUCUGUGUCGGCGAGCCACUAUUCUGCCGCAGUUCCUCCUCUGCAUCAAGAGGCAUUGCACCGCCAUGCGAUGUCGGCGUCCGCUGGGUAUCCGUCCGCCUAUGUCCCCGCUUCACAUAGCACGUUGGCCCCAGACAAUUUGGCUCGAGCUCCAGAUGCUGGUAGCUCAGCAAGACUCCCACCAGACAACGAUUUCUUCUCGACGUCGAGACCUGCCGUGGGGCCAUUUCCGGUCUCUCCGGAGCCUGUGUAUGACUCGACCUUUCUGCUGGACGACAGCUAUCGGACUGGACACUCCAAUCGCUUUCAUUCGGGAAUCAUCGAACCGUCUGCUCGAGCUUCCACCCUCCAGGCCAUGCAGCAGCCCUCGCCUCCUGUCAGAGACAUGCCUACCGACCUUUCAAAGUCUGUGCGUCCAAACGAGGAUGGGCAAGGACUCCAUCCAAGCUCAGGACAUGACUUUGAUCACUCGCGAAACGCACGAGAGUCUGGCCAGCUCAAGCUUGCUCGGGCUUUCCAUUCUUGGCGCAGCUUUGCAAUUGAUUCAAAGCGCAAACGCAAGCGCCUGGUCGCCAUGUGGAUCGUGGCCAUCAAGUGGUGGAAGGAACGCAAGCUUCGCGGGUCGAUGAGGCUGUGGCGAGAUAAGGCCUAUCAGAUCAGGGAGUUUUCCAUCUGGCAGGCAAAGCGAGCGGUGUUCAACGCACUGCUACUGAACGUUGUCAAGAUCAGGAUAUCAGUCGACCGGUUCGCCAAUUCCCACACUGUAGCGCGCUUCUUCCAGCUUUGGGUCCAGAAGCUUCGUGCACGAUCUCAAAACCAAGAGAAGGAGGACACGACCGCCCAGGCUGUGCAAAUCAAAAAGAAUACUCACCUGAUCCAGGAGUCGAUGAUGAUGUGGAUUAGUGAGACACGGAUCAAGAAGCUCGAUCAGAGCAAGCAAGAGAUUUUGCAGCGACGCUGGGCCCAGCGGCUCAAGAUCCAAGCCUGGAAUGUCUGGCGGAUGCGGAUCAAGCUUGAGAAGCGUGGACAUCGCCUCCUCCAUACCAAUCAACUCAAUCUCAUAACUCGUCUGUUUGUGCACUGGAGGAGGAGGAUGCUGGUUCAGCGAUAUCGCGACGAAACGUACUGCCGACUCGCUGUCGAGUCCGAAUCGAGACGUACCGUGCGGUUCUUUCGAUUGUGGCUUGACAGAACUCGGCUGCGAAAGACCGAUCAUCACAAACACCAGAAGGCAAUUGCCCAUCACGAAAAGGCAUCCAAGUCUCGGGCCCUCGAGGUGUGGAAGCACUGGUACUUUUUGCACACCAAGGAGCGGUAUCUCCAUCAGCUCAUGGAUCGGGAGGCCCAAACAAAGGCGUUUCAUCGAUGGGCGAUGCAAUACAAACUGCGCAAGCGAGUCAAGACCAUGGCUCUCCGGCUGUGCGCCGGCAAAGUUUUCCAGGCAUGGCUAAGCUGGGCCCGCCGAAAGAGGGACUUGAACCGAAAGUCGAACGAGUUCCUGCAAGCAGCAAGCGUAUUGGGGUUGCGGACAAGUAUGACCAUUUGGAGUGGAGCUCUGAGGACGAGACAGAAUUUUGCCGAAAAAUUACGCACAUAUCAAGCUGCACGCUCAACGAAUAUCAAGCAAAGCUGCUUAAGAUUGUGGAUGACGGCUCUACGAUAUAAGGCGUUUACUGUGGUGGCAGCCUUUGGCCAGAAGAAGAGAGCCCUCGCCGCAUGGACCAGGGUGCACAGGCAUGUUUCGGUGGUGCUUACGGAACGCCUGGUUACGUUUGUGAGCGUCCAGGACAAAGCCUACCUGAUUCAGGCUUUCGCUCAGUGGAGGACUCAAUUGAAUGCCAUUCAAACCAACUGGACCCUCGGAGGCACGAAAUCAACCGAGUUUACCUUGCGGGUCGCAUUUGCGCAGUGGAAGCGAGAGCACGAUUCACAUAGUUGCUCGGAUCAGUCGGCUCGCCAGUUUGCAGUCCAGCACGCCCAACAUCACGCUUUCGGAGUUUGGACCCAGAGGCACACCCAGAUAAAGGAGCAGCGCAUGAUGGAGGAGCACGCAAGGAUUCAAGAGAUCUGCCGCACUCAGCUUAUAUGGAACUCCUUCAGAUCAUGGCACAAGUUCACCAGAACCAUGCGCACUCUUGACACGAGCCUGAAGUCGGUCCAGGAGAGCCAUAUGACGCGGCUGCAAGUGAUUUACUUCCAACGUUGGUGGCUCGGGGCCAAGCGACUGAAUCGUGCCAUGCUGGUUGCCAAAGCUUUUCGCCACGGAAACCUCGCUCGCCAUGUUCUGGACAAGUGGCGUGUGCGACUCGCACAAGAGCGGACGCAUGCAGCAACCGUGAAAAGAAUCGAGUCCAAGACGCAGCAGAGUCUCGUUCAUCGGUCCUUUGCUAUUUGGAAGCUGUUGUAUCAAAAGUCCGCGCGACUGCUUGAUAUUGAGCGGAAAGUGAUCCAGCAAUCUGGCGUGCGUCGGCUGUGCCUCUUUGUCGCCAAGUGGAGAAGCAAGUGCGAAUCAAACCGGGCCUCAAAGAUGGAACACGCCGCGGUGGAAUUAUUUGGUCGGCGGCACAGGCGAAAGCACUUUAUCAAAUGGAUCGGCAUCUGGAAUGCUGCACGAUCCAAGAGAAUGAUGAAAGUCAAGCUUAUGCGUCACAUCUGGUCGAUGUGGAGAGACAAAUAUCUGGAAAGCUCGAAUGGAUGGCUGGCCGAGAGACUGUAUCUCAAACGCCUGAUGGGAAUUGUACUUCGCAACUGGAUCUGGCGAUACCGACGGAAGCUCAUCUGUGGAGGCAAGGAUGCUGGUCUGGACGACGACCCAGGAGGGCACUUUUUGCAUGGACUUAGACAAAACUGCGAUCGCUCCGCCAUGCCACAGUAUACGUGCAACAUGUCAUCCGUUUCGCUCAAGUCCUUCAGCGGCAUGUCUACUAUUUCACGAAUUUUACAUACCACGGAUGUCCUCUGUCCGCUUGCAUGCGAUCCAUACCAGGGAUACUCGAGCAAGCGGUGGAUUGGAAACGCCCACUCGAGUCUUCCGCUCUUUGCCUCAUCCAGAGCUGGCAGUCUCUACUCAAGUCGCGCUCUACCAUCAACUGGAGGCCCACCACAAGCGAGCAUGAAGAUCCGAGACUCACACAUCCUAGGGACAUACUUUGAUCGAUGGCAAACAUACAAUAUCCGUCGGAAACAGCUGCUGGAACUGAGUCAUGGCUUCCGUGUUCAGCAUCUAAAACAAAGUGCAAUGGCGUUUUGGCAACGACGACUAGUGCUGAUGCGACGACAGAAGCAGGCUGUCAAGAUCGAUAAAACGAACGCCAUCCGAUCGGCGCUGCGCAAAUGGAAGAUCGCACUCACAAGGAAGGAAAGAAUGGAGAAGGCAGCCUCGAAGAUGUACCAAAAAUGGGACAGCCGCUUGCUGAAGCGGUCGCUCGCCGCCUGGCAUAACCAAAGCCAAGUCGCUUUCGCGAACGAGGAAGUUGCCGCGCAGCUCCGCGAACGUCGCAUCACAGCGAGGUGCUUUGGGGUCUGGAAGGACAGGGAUACCCGUGUCGCCCUGUCCAUGGACGUCAGCUACCGUCGAUAUGCCUCGGAUCUAAUAACCAGAUUCUGGAGGCUUUGGAAAGCUCGCCGUGAUUUGGCGAUGCAGCAAAGACGUGAAGACCGCCAAUGGGAUCUCGCUUGCCAACACUCGGUGAGCCGCCUUUCUCACCGAUUCCUGCAGUUGCUGCGACACCAAACCGAAUUACGCAAGCGCGUGGUAUCCUGUGCCGCCAAAAGGUUUCUGGUGCACAUUGCCCGCACCUGGUUCAGAAAAUGGCUGAGCCUGCGUCAGCAACACCAAACUUUCCGGAAGAUGGAAGAUGCUGCUGACGAAUGGCACGAACAACAGGCGAUCAAGUGGACUGUGACUGUUUGGCGGACAAGACUUUAUCAGCUCCAGCUUGAACAGCACGCCGCAGCGACAUAUCAUAGAAACCUGGUUAUCGAAUCGUGGAAUGCAUGGUAUAGCAGACUGGCAAGCAUUCUCAAUGAGAGACUCUCGAAUCAGAUGUACAUGCGCCAUUUCCUCGCCCAGGCGUGGGUCACAUGGAGGAGCGGCUUCCACUGCCGGCAAGGUAUACGAGCGAUAGAGAGCAAGGCCGAUAUUCUGACAGCACGAAGGCACAGCAAAGCCAUCAAAGCAGCAUUCCAUGCCUGGCAAUCCAAAGUGAAACAUCGCCAUCGUCUGCGCUCGCAUGAAAGACAGCUGUUGGUCAACAUCGCUCAUCGGCAGGGUGGCCGGCCCGCAGAUGCCCGCGAAAUGACAAACGAAGUGCUCCGGGACAUGAUAAACUGCAGGGCGGCGUUCAAUCUCUGGAGGCGGAAGCUCACGAUUCAAACAAAAGUCAAGAAACUACAUAAGGACCAUCUUCUCCGGAGGGCUUUGAUGCACUGGCAAAUCGUAACAACACAAUCCAGCAUAUGCGAGUCGCAAAAGGUCAUUCUCUUCACCCAGACCCAGGCCAAUCGAAAGCUCUCCAUCUCUCUCUGGGUUUGGAAAGAGCACUAUCGUGCCAAGAUUGCCCGAAAAACACGAAUAUCGGUGCUAAGUAGGCACUUUGCUCGGUGGCGACUCGCCGUCGAUGCCGCGAAGGAACAGCAAGACCGUCAGGCAGUGUAUAUCGAGCAGUCUCUCCAGCGACGCUUCUUCUCAACAUGGCGACGCAGCAUGGGAAUGAGGAUUGCAGACUCUCAUAGUUCUCAGAGGCGAUUGCACUUUGCGUGGAAUCAGUGGAAGCUUUUCCAGAGGCUUGCAAAGCGAGAGCAUGAGGAGUCUGUCAACACUCUGCAAGCCAAACAUCGGAAAGCCGUGGUCGCCGCAGCAUUCGAUCUGUGGAGACAGCGUACUGCCCAGCGAAACGAGCGACGGCAGCUUGCCAGGCUCAAGAGAAAGGUUUUUACAGUAUGGCGAGAUUGGGCCAGCAUCGGCGGUCUUGCAAAGCGAAUUGCGCUGCAAAGGAGCUUCCGGCGAUGGGUGUGGCAUCUUCACAUCCAUCAAGCGACGAAUGUGGACGCCCAACGCUACCGGCAACACCGGAUGCUGCAGCUGUCAUUUGAGUAUUGGCACUGGCUUGCCGUCAAGAGAGCUCAGCAUCGCCGGUCAAGUGCUCUCCCACCCCGCCCAUCGACUGCGAGAGCAGCGCUUCACCAAACGGAAGGGGCACGCGAAUGCUUUGUGAUCCCCGACGAUACUGUCGCAGUUGCUCGCUCCCAGAAUCUGGUCUCAAUCCAGGACAUCCAAGCUCGCAUGAGCGUUGUCGAUUACCUGCGACUGGACGAUCUGUGCAAUGCAUUCAGACUGCGAAAAAUGCGGCACAAGAUAUGGGAGCCGUGGAAGACAAAGACCAAGCAGCAUAUCUUUGAGACGCAGCGGAAGCUGAUCUUUGUUAUAUCCUGGUCAGAGAAAUGUAUCCAACGGAAAGUGCUACUGGGAUGGCAUCAGGUUGUCAGUGACAAAGCCGCAGGCACCGCUCGACCUUCGUUGGUGCGCAUCAACUCCAAGGCAGACAUUGUCAAUGACAACCUGAUCCUUGGCCAGAGCUUCGAAAAGAUGAUGGAGGGCUGAAAGCGUUGCCUGAGCAGCUUGGAUGCUCAUAGCCACCUUGGCGUAUUCGCCAUAAACUGGCCAGCGGCAAUGGCCUAGGCGCCAAUGUGCGCCGUUCGCCACGAGGGCGAAUGUGCGGUCGAUAGCUUGUAUAAUGACCAGCAGAAUCCGGGCACCUUGACACCACGAGUGAGGUGGUCGUACACUUGUAAAUGAAAUACGGCACGAUGUAUUUGUAGCGAUAACUGCCACACAAC
Polychytrium aggregatum is the source of this 6182-nucleotide messenger RNA. RefSeq lists its product as uncharacterized. The coding region runs from base 88 to 5946 and encodes 1952 amino acids. NCBI's taxonomy places the organism in Eukaryota, Fungi, Chytridiomycota, Chytridiomycetes, Polychytriales. The record is from RefSeq and is a predicted model, not a curated record. The transcript has 32 exons.